ACGCCAUUUCUCAGUAACACACUCGGCUGGAUGGUAGGUGCCGAAUACUAUUAAGAGGAACGGUUUUCUAGAGGUACUAAACGAACUUAUUUUCAAAGAAGAUCAUUCAGAAGGAAACGAUCACGGGAGGUCCAGGCUCCAAGAUUUUACUCGGUGUAGGAUGCCGACCAAGAGCACAUUCACUUGAUAGUGAAUGUAUUUUUUGUCUGAAGACGUGUUGCAGGCCGCCAUUUUUGUUACUGCCUCAAAAGUCUGUCUGGAGUCAAAAAAGGGGUUAGAGCAAAUAUCCCUAAUCCGUGCCUUGAACAUACAUAGAAGAACGUCUUAUCAAAGAAUCGUGGACGAAAUCGCCAGACUUCAGUUGCGUUGAAUCGACAUGUAGACCAGUUUGCAAUUGUAAGUGAGGCGACCUUUUCCGUAGUGUGAACUGACAGUGACUGGAUAUAGUAGCUAUAUUGUUUCAUAAGCUAGCUAACGUUACUUUUUCGGAAGAGGGAACGGAAAGGGGAACCUAUAUGGGUUAUUGUUGCAUGAAGCCUCUUCUACUCGACUGACGUACUGGUGUUUUUUACUUAAAGAGCAAAUCUUGCAGCAUUCGCGAGAGCUAAAAACCAACACAAUGCAUCAAAGUUGUCUCAUGCUAGUCCCAGCCUGUCUGUGAGACGCCAGGUUGCGAUUCCAGUGUUCUGGAGAAAUCACUGGAGAAAGCACUAGCUGUUCUUUGGAAUAACAGGGGACGUGUCGUAUAAUCUCCAUCUCCAUUUCCUAUUUAUUAUUUACUAGUAUAUUGUAUUUUAGUACUUAUUUUUGAUAGUUAAUUUAUAUAGUUUUCAACAUGUCAUCUGCAAGGUUCGAUUCUUCAGACCGUUCCAGUUGGUAUUUUGGGCCGGUUUCGCGGCAGGAGGCACAAAAUAGGUUACAAGGACAGAGGCAUGGAAUGUUUUUAGUUCGGGAUUCAUCCACUUGCCCAGGCGACUAUGUGUUGUCGGUGUCGGAAAACUCGAAAGUUUCGCACUAUAUUAUAAAUUCUUUACCAAGCAAGAGGUUCAAAAUUGGAGAUCAGGAGUUCGAGCACCUCCCUGCGCUUUUGGAGUUCUACAAGAUCCAUUAUUUGGAUACGACUACUUUGAUAGAACCUGCCCCCAGGUUCCAUACAACAGUUCUCAGCAGUGGCCCCAUUCAGCCCCAAGGCCUGCCCGACGAGGAGAACCUGGAGUAUGUGCGGACUCUGUAUGACUUCACAGGGAGCGAUGCGGAGGAUCUACCCUUCAAAAGGGGCGAGAUUCUCAUCAUCCUGGACAAGCCAGAGGAGCAGUGGUGGAGUGCUAAGAGCAAGGAGGGUCGCGUUGGCAUGAUCCCCGUGCCCUACGUGGAGAAGCUGGUGCGGCCCCACCCUGGUCAGGCUGGGCACUCCACCCGCAACUCCAACAGCUACGGCAUCCCCGAGCCCGCACAUGCCUACGCGCAGCCUCAGACGCCCUCGCCACUGCCUCCGGGCACACCUGGAGCCGUCAUUACCCCACUUCCCAACAUGCAGAACGGCCCAGUCAUGGCCAAGGCUAUCCAGAAGCGGGUGCCCUGCGCCUACGACAAGACCGCCUUGGCACUAGAAGUCGGGGACAUUGUGAAGGUGACUCGGAUGAACAUAAGCGGCCAGUGGGAAGGGGAGGUGAAUGGCCGGAGGGGUCUCUUCCCCUUUACCCAUGUCAAAUUGUUGGACGGCCAGAACCCGGACGAAAGCGAAUGACAUGGGAGCACCUCUCCAGCCUGCCCUGCCUUUCAGCCACCCAGCCCCCCCCCACCCGCCCCUGCUCGCCCGCCUUCCCCCCAAGUACAUGUGCAUCGACCUCCCUCCUCUGCCCUAGUCCUGCGCUACCUGCAGAGCCUCUCUUUGGAGACAGUAAAAGCGUUGUGCGGCUUCUGAUUGUUUACAGCCAUCUACGUACGGUUCCUAACCCAUCUCCCUCACCAACAGUCUCACAAGUGAAUCAGUAUUUUUGGGUUGAUUGGUGUGGUGGAUUUUAUGUUUGUUUGUUUGUUUUUAUUUUUCCCUGUGUCUGGAUAUUUCAAGGGCCUCAACGUAUUGAUCUUGUAGACAAUGAGAUGAGCUAAAAGUGUGCUGUAUCACCCACAGUGAUGCCGUGUGUGUGUGUCUGUGUGUGUGUGUGUGUGUGUGUGUGUGUGUGCGCGUGCCCCCAUCUUCCAUGCCGCCCCUCCUCCUUUUUUCCCCUUACAUCCUUUUCCUCCAGAAACAAAAAAAUGUGGCUUAUGAGAUAAACCGAAGCAUGGACUGGUCACCCACAGGCCAAAAGUACAUUUGUGAGCACCUUUGUGGACAUUAAUGGAUUAAUGACGGAGACAGAAAGAAGGGAAGGAAGAGCAUAUUGCUUAGUCAUUGUCAGCGAAGAUGCAGAAGCAGCAGCAGCAGCAGGAGCAACGCUGGCUGCCCUGCUUUGAGGCCCGUCUUGCCAAGCCCUUUACCCGAGCUGUCCGAAUCAUUCACAUUGUAUAUUAACUUUACUCAGACGCUGGCUGCCUGCUGCCUCCACGGAGAAACAAAAUUCAAGCGGUGUGUGACUGAACAAGCGAGGGAACACAAGAGAAAGAGGAAAUGAACCUGCCAGUGGGUAGGAGUUGGAAGAAAAAGAGAGAAUUUGGUGGGGAGUCACCAAUUCAUGUGUCCGGCUUCAGUAGAGUUCUAUGUGUGUUAACUGGUCUGCCAUUGUAGCCUUUUUUUUAUUUUUUAUUUCAUUUGUGCCAUAACACAAAGCCUGUCAAUUGCAGGUGUGCUGAUCAGCUGGAUGGAUUUCACAUGCACUUUGAGGGCUUCUAAUUUAAGGUCAGCGAAGAGCAAGCACUACUCAGUACAGGAACAGGAAACUCGGUACAGUAGCAGAAAUAGUCAAAGUAGUCUAGUAGUUUAGCCAAAACUGGACUCCUGCAGCCAUCACAGCACAUGGUCCAUGCCUUUAUCUCAGAUUAGUCGCUGUUUUGACAACCUGUCUCCUUUGUGACUCUUGGGGAAAUGUGGGUCAAUCUUCCAGCUUCUUUCCCUUUACUAGCACGGACAAGGUCCCCUGCAUCGUGGAUUGUAGACCUGGAUCAUACACACUUUGCCACAUCUCCUCUUGCAGUACCAGAACUUGUUUAAUUGUGUGCCUCGUCUCCAUGGGAUGUUUGCCAAGACGACACACAAUUAACAAUCUACUGUGAUGGAGAAAAAGACAAAGGCAGUCCUUGCCAUCAGGAGCUAGCUAUCUUUUGUAAUUUGCUUAAGUAACGCGGUUGUGCAGAAGAUUUGGUGUUUUUUUUUUUUUUGCUCUUUCCAUUUUUUGUUCUCUUUGUUUUUGUCCUUCGGUCAGCUGUUGAAUCAAGCAUUUAAUGUGUGUUUGAAAAUAAAACAGUUGUAAAAAAAACUGUGUUGACGGUAGGUGACUUUAUAUAAAAAAAAGAAAUAGGGAAAAAAAAGAGUUAAAAAAAACAACACAAAAGGGAUUCAAAUGCCUGUCGGUGGCCUCUGCAUGACCUCCUGUCCAGUGAGGGAGAUGUCUCCAUCCUCUCACUGGUCAAAUGCUGCUUCGUGUCAUCCUUUCCUUACUGACGUGACAUGGAACUGUACAUUUCCCCCUCUAGCUCAUUCAGUCCAAACGUACGAUGUGGCACCCACAACCCUUACCUCCAGUACCCCCACCCCACUCCCCACCACCACCACCACAUUAAGCAAUACACAGGCUUCUUGCUCUAACGCUCUAACUUAAUUUUAAAAGUGACAUUUUAGUUUCCCCAAAAGGCAUUAACAGUAUUACUGUGCUUUUUGUUUCUCUCUCUCUCUCUCUCUCUCUCUCUCUCUCUCUCUCUCGCUCUCCCUAUUUUUCCCUACAUUUGAUCUUUCCUUAGAUUGAAACAAAAAUUGUGCCUUUUUAUGUUUUGUUCAUAUACCAUUGUGGUAUUAAUUCUCAUGGUUAACACCCGUGCUGGUAUAAUGCAUAAUGUACAGAACGUAAAUAAAAUUUACAAGUACU
This is a messenger RNA of Sardina pilchardus (European sardine), 4022 nucleotides long. It is a transcript of the gene crkl, whose product is annotated as v-crk avian sarcoma virus CT10 oncogene homolog-like. Gene Ontology annotation, molecular function: signaling adaptor activity; receptor tyrosine kinase binding. The transcript is spliced from 3 exons. Gene Ontology annotation, biological process: signal transduction; cell migration; positive regulation of ERK1 and ERK2 cascade. The record is from RefSeq and is a predicted model, not a curated record. The coding region runs from base 836 to 1747 and encodes 303 amino acids. Lineage: Eukaryota; Metazoa; Chordata; Actinopteri; Clupeiformes; Clupeidae.